Molecule: messenger RNA, 273 nt
Organism: Prunus armeniaca (apricot)
Lineage: Eukaryota; Viridiplantae; Streptophyta; Magnoliopsida; Rosales; Rosaceae
Source: the annotation of a GenBank genome assembly
AUGUCAGGCCUUGAGAUCAUGGAUUUCGCCGACAACAAUGCUUGGAAGUCUGUCCCGGAAAUUGAGGGUACCCUUAAGGUCCUCGUAGGGAACCAUCUUGAGGUCCUCAGCAAUGGAUUGUACAGGAGUGUUUUCCACAGGGUCACUCCAAGCGAUCAAAUUAGUAGGGUUUCUAAGGCAGCUUUCUUAGCCUUCCCAUGGAAGAGAUGGUGGAGCCUGUCAUGGAGCUUGUUGAUGAAGAGCACCCCAAAGCAUACAGAGCAAGUAGCUUAG